Postia placenta MAD-698-R-SB12 is the source of this 1320-nucleotide messenger RNA. RefSeq lists its product as hypothetical. Bases 1 to 1320 code for a protein of 439 amino acids. The record is from RefSeq and is a predicted model, not a curated record. The transcript has 6 exons. Gene Ontology annotation, molecular function: hydrolase activity, acting on carbon-nitrogen (but not peptide) bonds. Lineage: Eukaryota; Fungi; Basidiomycota; Agaricomycetes; Polyporales; Adustoporiaceae.
AUGUCCUACCUUCUCAAGGGCGGAAUCAUUGCAACAUUCACUGCUGGGGCGGACAAGCCACAAUGCUGCAAGUCCGAUAUUCUCGUCGAGGACUCGACCAUCACCCAGAUCGCUGAGAACAUCAACGCUGGCCCCGGAGUCGAGGUAAUCGACUGCGAGGGAAAAUGGAUCUCACCAGGAAUGAUUGACACUCACCGCAGGCACAUACAAUCGGCCUUGACCGCAGACGAGGUCCACAUUGGCCAACUCGCAGGAUGUCUCGAUGCGCUCCAUUCGGGAGUGACAACACUUCUGGACCACUUCCAUGCAGCCACUACUCCCGAGCACGCGAAUAAAUGCCUUGAGGCUACAAUUAAGUCUGGGGCGAGAGUUAUCUGGUGCCCCGCCCGCCAGAGUGGCCCUACCCAGGUUUUCCCCACGCUAGAGUGGGCGAACGAUGGAGAAGCGGCGAAAUGGCAGAUGGAGAUGCUGCGGGAAUUGGGGACCAAGGACGGCGGUAAGCUGACUGCGGACGGUAGGGUGACGCUUGGUCUUGCAUACGAUCUUGUCGGUAUGGGACCCGUGAGUGUCCACCAAGCAGCGAUAGAAUUUGCACGAGAGAUACCUGUGGCACUUAUUACGGCCCAUGUUGUGAAAGCUCCACGAAUCUUGACUUUCCGGGAUGCCGGUCUGCUUGGACCGGACAUCGUGUUCUCGCACUGCAACUGCCUAUUUGAGCGUACGGACCCUGACGAUGAGAUGUGGGAGGCAAUGAAGGAGCAUGGAUGUGCUAUCGCUUCGACACCCGUGGAUGAGCUUGGCAUGGCGCACGGCAGACCCGUCGCGAUGGAGGCUGUCCGCAGAGGAGUCAAGUGCGGCCUGGGAGCGGAUUGCCUAUCAAUAAACGGUGGACGCACCCACGAAGAAAUCGACAAGCACGGGCUCGUAUCGCCUAGAAAUAACAAACAUCACAGCGCAGAUGCAUUCCGACUUGCCACACUUGGUGGUGCGGAGGCUCUGAACAUGCAGGACAUCAUUGGCUCCAUCGAAGUUGGCAAAAAGGCCGACCUCGUCGUGUUCGACACGGACUCCGUCAAUUUGGCUGGCAUUAACGACCCCAUUUCCGGCAUUACGUUCCACGCGACGAAUGCUGACGUAGAGCUCGUCAUGGUGAACGGCGAGAUAGUCAAGCGCGACCAUAAGCUAACCAAAGUAGAGUGGGGCCCGGUGGGCCGUGAGUUGAAGCAGAAGGCGGCAGAAGUGCGGGAGCGGUUCCCGCCCGAACGCCUGGAGGCGCUUUGGUCGAAGUGGUAUGAUAGUAACGGAGCGCCUGUCAUCUGA